This is a messenger RNA of Musca domestica (house fly), 1796 nucleotides long. It is a transcript of the gene Cht11, whose product is annotated as acidic mammalian chitinase. The transcript is spliced from 4 exons. Gene Ontology annotation, biological process: carbohydrate metabolic process; chitin catabolic process. The record is from RefSeq and is a predicted model, not a curated record. Gene Ontology annotation, molecular function: chitin binding; chitinase activity. Gene Ontology annotation, cellular component: extracellular region. Lineage: Eukaryota; Metazoa; Arthropoda; Insecta; Diptera; Muscidae. Bases 296 to 1741 code for a protein of 481 amino acids.
AAGUCUUUGCUUUCUGUUUAUUUUUUAUCGGGUAUUCUUUGUGGCCUUCAUAAUCGCUUCGUUGGGACGUUUUUAUUUUUUUUUUCACGCUCGAGACACGACAAUCAACCAACCAUACGCCUAACAACAUCAAUGUCUCUGUUAAAUGUCCGAUAAGAUUAAAACUAUUACAAAAAUAAAGUGUUAAAAACAAAGAAGCUGUUAAUAUUAUGUUUAUGACAAAUAAUCCAUUCCAACCAAACUGGAGAGAAAAACCUUUCAGAGCUGUUAAUUACCCUGUGCUGAUUACCGAUAAAUGGCUACCACCAACACCUACGAAUUAAUAGAUGAAACAAGUGGAAUAAACUAUACUCAUUUAAAAUUGCGCAUAUUUUUGUUAAUAUGUAUGUGCGUAUUUUCAACAUUCUUAGUGUAUCAAGUAUGGGAAUUUGUUUAUAGUCCUUUUCACAACGAUGUCCAUCCAUACCCGUAUCCCUCGCCAGUUGUUUGGUCACAAAGAGCUUCUUUGUAUAAUUUAGCGUAUCAGGAACAAAAUGGAGAAUCACAUGAUUUUCGAUUAGUAAAAAAUUCAACAUUCCGUAUUAAAUACCUACAUUCCGAUGAUGAAAAAGAGUACAUAACAAGAAAUAUGGACGCAGUUGGUCCAGUUCUCAAUAGAUCGUUAAUCGUCUGCUAUUAUUCCACACCAUACUCCGAUGAGCAAUACACUGAUUUAAAUUUGACGGAUGUGAAUGGUACACUAUGCACGCACAUAAAUGUGGGAAUGUCUCUCAUAAGCAAUUCGUCAACCAUAGCCAUAAGUAACGGCCUUAACAAUGUCCUAUUGUAUGAUGUGCCCAAAUUGCGCAAUAGAUACCCCACAUUAAGGAUAUUGUUGUGGAUUGGCGGAGGAAAUUCUGCUAGCGAUGGAUUUCCCGAAAUGGUUAAAAACCAUCAAAAUCGAAAACGAUUCAUUCAGUCUUUGAAAUCAAUUCUAUAUGCCUACAAAUUGGAUGGCUGUGAUUUGGAUUGGGAAUUUCCAAGUGCAUAUAACCGUGAACGCAUGCACUUCUCUCAACUAUUAUAUGAAAUACGCCAAGAGUACAAACGAGAAAGAAGGAACUAUUUGCUCUCGGUGGCCGUGGCAGCCCCAGAAGGUAUUUCUGUAUUUUCGUACGAUGUAGCUGAAAUAAACAAAUACGCAGAUUAUGUUAACAUAAUGUCAUAUGAUUAUCAUUUUUAUACAAAGGGGACACCAUUUACAGGAAUCAAUGCACCACUUUAUCGGCGUAACAAUGAACAUUCCAUAUUGUCCACAUUCAACAUUAAUUAUUCUGUUAAUUGGUGGAUUACAAACGGAUUGGAACCAAAAAAAGUUGUUGUCGGAUUACCCACAUACGGACAUUCCUUUAGUUUGGUGAAUCCAUUCAAUACCAAGAUUGGGGCUCCUGCUUCUGGACAUGGCUACACUGGUAACCAAGGAUUUGUAUCAGCAUCUGAAACAUGCUGGUUUCUUAAGAAAAAUGUUCUUUCGACAUUUAAAUUCGACGAAGAUACGUGCUCUCCCUAUGCAAGCAGCGGAACUGAAUGGAUUUCAUUUGAGAACACACAGAGCAUAUCAUGCAAAGGUGAUUUCAUUAAAAAACAUGGUUUGGGUGGUGCAAUGAUAUUUUCUUUAAACACGGACGAUUUUCGAGGCAUUUGCACAGCAAAUAAAGCAUUUCCUUUAUUGCAAACUCUGUAUAACAUAUUCAAGUAUUAAAUAAAUAAAUUUCGUCCGUGAUACAGAAAAACGGUAGAUCGGAGCGACUACUUAA